AUGACGGCGAGAAACAUCAAACUCUUUUUUGCAAGAUGGAAGUACUUAAUGUUCGCUUGCUGUAUCACAUAUCUAUUGGUCAUAUAUGUUCCACUCCCAAACUCGAAUGUAAAAAACUGGAAAGAAGGAGAAAUCGAAUUGAGCAACGAUCAUGAGAAAGAAGAAACAAAGAUAGAGAUAGUAGAAACUAAUCAAAAGAAAGUUUUCAAAUUUAAUCCAUUUGGAAAAGAGCCAUUUGAUGUGGAAGAAGUUCUCACUUCGAGUGAUAUUAAACUAGAGGAACGGAUGACUGCAAAUGUCAAGCCAGGAGAAAAACGUGUAAUCCUCUCAUGGAAUGCUGGUCAUUCACCAGAUAAUCUACAAGGAUGUCCUGAUUGGAAUUGUGAAUUCACUCAGAUCCGUUCGAGAGCACCCGAUGCAUCUGCAGUUUUAAUUGCUCAUAAUGAUCCAGAAUUCAAGCCAACACCAGAUCAAUAUGUAGUUUAUUUUAGUCAGGAAUCACCUGCAAAUUCUGGAAUCCAGUUACCGACCCCUGAUUUCAUUAACAUGACUUUGGGUUUUCGACAUGAUACUCCAGCUGGAUCUCCCUAUGGGUAUACAGUCAAACUGGGACCAAAUUCAAGGCAAAAAGGGCAGGUAGUCGAUGAAAACAUAGUUAAAGGCAAAUCAAAAGGAGGUGCUUGGUUUGUGAGUCAUUGUCAGACAAACAGCAAAAGAGAGGACUUUGUUCGGAAACUACAGAAACAUAUUCAAAUAGAUGUUUAUGGAGGAUGUGGUCCGAUGAAAUGUCCAAGAGGAAACAAAAAGUGCGAUACGAUGUUGGAUACUGAUUAUCACUUCUAUGUAACAUUUGAAAACUCUAUUUGUCAAGACUACGUUACUGAAAAAUUGUGGAAAUCGGGUUAUCAAAAUACUAUUAUUCCAUUGGUUCUGAAGAGAAAAAUCGUUGAACCAUUCGUCCCUCCAUACAGUUUUAUAGCUAUUGAUGAUUUCAAAAGUGUCAAAGAAAUGGGAGAUUAUUUGAAUUAUUUGAUGAAGAAUAAUACAGCAUAUAUGGAAUAUUUCGAUUGGAGACGCGACUAUAAAGUUGUAUUUCUGGAUGGAUCUCAUCAUGAUGUACUUGAAAGACCAUGGGGCUUCUGCCAAGUUUGUCGAAUGGCAUGGACAGAUCCACGUCAGAGAGUUAUGAUUCCCAAUUGGGAUGUCUAUUGGAGACAGACUUGUGAAAAGGAUGGAGAACUCGUAGAUUCUAUUCCUGAAGUGGAUUGA
Molecule: messenger RNA, 1269 nt
Organism: Caenorhabditis remanei
Lineage: Eukaryota; Metazoa; Nematoda; Chromadorea; Rhabditida; Rhabditidae
Exons: 10
Coding region: 1-1269 (422 amino acids)
Cellular component (GO): membrane
Molecular function (GO): alpha-(1->3)-fucosyltransferase activity
Source: RefSeq, a predicted model, not a curated record